GAAGUCUCAAUGCUGGAAAGCCGAAUCCUAAAGCCUUCAGAAAAACUCAGACUUUGCGGUUAUGAAUACUUUCUUACUACUGUUAAUCUAGUUUAGUUGGAAGGGGACAUGUUUAUCAAUGUUAUUGUUUAAACGGAGGCGAUAUAAAUGGGUAGGGCGAUCAAUAUUUAAGAAGAUGGUUGUGUGGUAACUAAAGUUAGUGGGAAAAGCUAAGUGGCUAACGGAGGCUUAAAAUAUAUCCUGACUAUUCGUUUAGCUAUACAUAUAAAACACUUUUUUUUACUAUAUACACCGGCAGCAUUAGCCAGUGAGCCUCAAAGUUUAAGUCGAUCAGCCUUUUGAUGAGCGAUGGCGGAGACCAUCCAGUCCUUCCAGUCCCAGCUUUCCGGGGUGAUGGAGACAGUGUUUAAGGCCGCCAUCUAUGAGAUCACCCGGCUGGUAGAGGAAAGCUUUAUUGAGGAAGUUCUGCGGUGCAGGGAGCAGGUGGAUUCCUUGGAGAAGAGGCUGAGGUCUGCAGAGUGCCGCCGAAAAGACAGGCAAGACAGCGGGAAGGAGAUAUGCGUGGACUGCGGGAGAGCGAGGCUAACCGGAGGGCUCCCAUCCACAGUGACAGACAAAAGCCUGAAACAGGAAUGUGUGUCACAAGAAGAACAGCAGGUUUACCAGGACACUGCUGGAGAAGGAUCCAGUGAAAACGGCGACGAGGAAACGCAAGUGACUGACAGGGGUGUCCAGAGUGAAGAUGUACAAGAGAAUACAUGUAACCGACAACUUAAAGAGGAAACGCCUCCGAGCGAACCACCACAGGACGACGAAUCACAUGGAUGGGGUGUCAGCAAAGAAGAAACAGAUGCACCAAAUCUACCAGGACCAAGUAAGCAUUUCAGUGAGCAGAGUAACGCAGCUUGCCAUGUAAACUGGGACCCAGAUUUUGACCAGAGACCACAGUUGAGCCAAGAGGGACAAUCAGAGAUCAUUUCUGGAUCUAAUUUCCAGAACAGGUUUGUCUUGAACGAGUUGGGUAGCUUUGGCAAAUCUGGAUAUGGAGAAAUGGGUAACUUUGAUGGGCUACAAGGUUCUCCAACCCAGCUUCCUGAUGACCUUAGUUAUGUGGAUCAUUAUAACAGGAAACUCCCUGAAGAAGCUGAGCAUCAAUGUUACACGGCUGGGUCUCCACCGAACACGGGGCCUGAGGAGAGUUCCCCUGUUAGGACAAACAAUGAUGUGAGUGGGGAGUUAAGCUGCCUGCUUAUAGAUGAAGAAGGAUAUCUUCAGGAACCAAACGUCCGAUACACAGAUCAGGUAUCCAGUGAUAUGGGGAGCAGAGUCAGUUUCCGAGGCCAGGGAAUUAAUUUCCCCACUGCUACAUAUGAACUCUCAUCUGCAUACAGUGAUACAGUCCAAUUAGAACAAAGGCUGCAGCAUCAAAAUGGAGAUAAUGAAGCAAGAAACAGCACCAUCAGCCAUUGUUUUACAUCCUUACCCAAUUCUGCUUCUUUUAAGCCCCACAAACAGUCCCAUAAAGGUACAGCGCAAGGGUCCCCCUAUGUCUGCAACCAGUGUGGAAAGACAUUCACUCAAGCCUGUAAUCUGAAAGUCCAUCAGAGGAUCCACCUGGAGCAGGGCCUCCAUCUCUGCAGCCACUGUGGAAAAGGAUUCCCUUCCAUCGCAAACUUAAAAGCACAUAAAUGUGGCCAAAACGGCAACAAACCUUAUUGCUGUGCUGUUUGUGGGAACAAGUUCAGCCGUCUGUGGAACCUGAAGCUGCACCAAAGGAUUCACACGCAGGAAAAACCUCACAGGUGCAGCAUGUGUGACAAAAGCUUCACCAGGGCGGAUAUUCUGAAGGUCCACCAGCGCACCCACACAGGGGAAAGACCCUACUGCUGCGCAGUCUGUGGGCUCAGCUUCAAACGCCUGGAUCACCUGAAGUCCCAUCAGCGCAAGCAUGUGACAGAUCUGUAGGACUAAAGAGUGUGUUAUUUAAUGGGGCUUUUUAUAACCUUUGUAUCAAGUGAACAUUGAUAGGAAUAAGUAUCUAACUUGAUUGAUUGCCUACAUUUGAUGCAGUUAUUUAAAAAAUGUAAAUAUUUUUGGUAUUAAGAAAACAAAGAUUUGAUCAAAUCUACGUGUUAUUAAAUUAUUGUCAUCUGCUUUAUUGCAUCUGCAUACUUUGUAGGUUUAAUUCACUGUAUUUGAUUAAAUGUGUUUGAUUUCUUCACAGGAUCUAAAUAAAAUUGGCUUUUAAUGUUA
Messenger RNA from Cyprinodon tularosa, 2253 nucleotides. RefSeq lists its product as uncharacterized. NCBI's taxonomy places the organism in Eukaryota, Metazoa, Chordata, Actinopteri, Cyprinodontiformes, Cyprinodontidae. The transcript is spliced from 4 exons. Gene Ontology annotation, molecular function: RNA polymerase II cis-regulatory region sequence-specific DNA binding; DNA-binding transcription factor activity. The record is from RefSeq and is a predicted model, not a curated record. Gene Ontology annotation, biological process: regulation of transcription by RNA polymerase II. Bases 349 to 1965 code for a protein of 538 amino acids.